AUGCGAUAUUCACUCAGCUAUUUAGCCUUUAUAUUGGCGUUGACACCGACCGUUAUAGCCACUCCAGCCGGGCAAGGCCUCCAGCCGCGACGUGGAAAAGAUGAGCCCACAGAUCCGAAUGACCGGAAAUCCGACAGAAUGCCAGAAUCCCCGGUUAAAUUUGAUAAGAACAGCAAUCCGGUUGACCGGACGCCCGACAGAAGUCCAAGAUUCACGUCUGAUAAGAACAAGCACAAAAAUCCAGUUGACUGGACGCCCGACAGAAUUCCAAAAUCCACGUCUGACUCCGAACCCAAGUGCACUACUUACCCGGUCGUACAAUCCAUCCUCGCAGCCGCCAGCUCCUAG
Molecule: messenger RNA, 348 nt
Organism: Pyricularia oryzae 70-15
Lineage: Eukaryota; Fungi; Ascomycota; Sordariomycetes; Magnaporthales; Pyriculariaceae
Exons: 2
Coding region: 1-348 (115 amino acids)
Source: RefSeq, a predicted model, not a curated record